Molecule: messenger RNA, 1559 nt
Organism: Neodiprion fabricii
Lineage: Eukaryota; Metazoa; Arthropoda; Insecta; Hymenoptera; Diprionidae
Gene: Rab27
Product: ras-related protein Rab-27A
Exons: 5
Coding region: 419-1045 (208 amino acids)
Biological process (GO): positive regulation of exocytosis; melanosome transport
Cellular component (GO): melanosome; secretory granule
Molecular function (GO): GTPase activity; GTP binding
Source: RefSeq, a predicted model, not a curated record
UAGCAGCUGGUUGACAGUUGACAAUCAACUGUGAGGUGCGAUGAGUUAGUGACACGGUUUUAUUUGUAUUUUUACCGUAGUGUAGUUUAUAGUUCUUCCAAUUAUAAUCCGGUCUGUCAGUGAACAGUGUACCAAAUUUGUUUUUUUCUCUGCUCUGCAUUCGCAUGAUAUUUCGCUGUUUUUAGCGAACGUAAUCGGUUUUUAGCGUCGGCAACAGGUGUCUAAAUCAAAAAGCUCCGAGUAGUUUCGCGCGUACAAAUAAUAAGACUGUUUACCGACAAAAAUUGUCAGCUGAGUCCACUAAUCAUGUGUCCGCUGUACUUCCUUGCCUUUUGAAUACAUUUUAAUUUUUAAAUCUUCACUCAUUAUUUUCUAAUCCAAGUCGGCAAUUGGCUUACUUGAUCCAUCUGUCCAAAAGAUGGAUUAUGAUUAUUUGAUUAAAUUCUUGGCCCUUGGUGAUUCUGGUGUUGGAAAAACAAGCUUCCUUUAUCAGUACACAGACGGUGUAUUUAAUUCAAGAUUUAUAUCGACCGUCGGGAUUGAUUUUAGAGAAAAAAAACUGGUGUAUCAAACAAUGAACGGCAGAAGCCAGAGAAUACAUUUACAACUCUGGGACACAGCUGGGCAAGAAAGGUUCAGAAGUCUGACUACAGCUUUCUACCGAGAUUCAAUGGGAUUCUUGUUGUUGUUUGACUUGACAAACGAACAGUCCUUUCUGGAGGUCAGAAACUGGCUGGAUCAGCUGAGGACGCAUGCGUACUGCGAAGACCCUGACAUAAUUCUUUGUGGAAACAAGUCUGACCUUGAAGACCGUCGUGUAAUCAGUGAAUACAAAGCGCGGGAACUUGCAGAGAAGUAUGGCCUAGGCUACUUAGAGACCAGUGCAGCUACAGGACAGAAUGUUGCUCGAGCAAUAGAAGUGCUGCUUGACCGUGUUAUGCGAAGAAUGGAAGCUACGGUGGACAAGUCUGUGUUGCCGCAUCAACGAGGUCUUCGCUGUCACGACACAGAUAUUCCACCAUCAACUUCGUCUUGUUACUGUUGAUAACGGCUGCUUGUAAUUCUCGCAAGAGUAUUUUUCUUCCAGUAUUCAUCCGCGUGUUUCAGCCAUAUUUUUAUGUAUUUCACGAAUUAUACGUCAAUAUUAUUUACUAGCAUUAAGAGGAAUCUCGUUUAUUCUUGUCACCGUUUUUCAGGUUUUUUUCAAUUUCAAGAUAUUGCUUGUAAGAAAACAUGUUUCGAACCAAGAGGGUCUAGAAUCUCAUAAAAAAUGAGUCGUUUCCUUUAGAUAUAUGGGCCAAAUAUUAUAGUAAAAAAUGUAUGUUGGUAUUGAAAAAAUUUUAAUGUACCCAUACAAUGCUGAAGUAAUUUUGAACGCCGAUUGAUUAUCGUCAGUUUAUAAAAUUUUCUGAUCUUAUACUAUACGUCCAACAUACGUGUAAGAAUUUUUAAGAAUAUUUACAAUUUAAAAAACAAUGAUGCAGGGUCUAAACAUGUCAUGGAUUAUUGUACUGUGAAUAAUUACGUCACAGUAUUACUGUGACAAAGGAUUUAAAAUU